Molecule: messenger RNA, 663 nt
Organism: Coregonus clupeaformis (lake whitefish)
Lineage: Eukaryota; Metazoa; Chordata; Actinopteri; Salmoniformes; Salmonidae
Product: selenoprotein M-like
Exons: 4
Source: RefSeq, a predicted model, not a curated record
GAAGAACUCCACUGAAGACUCAUGAAGCAAGGUUUAGGCUCGAUCAUGUCGGCCUUUUUGUUGCUCACGCUGGCCUUUUCUGCUACAGGAAUGACGGCAGAAAAUGUCACAGAUACAGCUAUUGAAGAGAGACCUGUAAUAGCCAAGGGUAUACUAAAGGCUCCAAGUGUGGUUGGAUGAGCCAUCAAGAAGAUGCCUGAGCUCUAUAAGUUCCUUAUGGAGCGAUGGGCAUUGUAUCACAACCUGGAAUAUGAUUCAGGAGAGGAGAUGAAUCCACGUCUGAUCUUCUAUAAUGAUAAGGAUGAGGUUGUUCAGACUGUUUCUGUGAAGAAGAUGAAGGUGGAUGAGAUCAGUAGCCUGCUGGACUCUCUGGGUUUCUACAAGAGAUCUCAGAAGGGAGAGGAGGUGCCAGACGAGUUUCAACACUUUCCCCUGAGAGCUCCCAGGGAUGAGUUGUGAGCAGAAUGACAUCUGGUGGCCAGACUCUGUCACUGCACCCAGUCACAUAUGAUGAGUGGGGUCUCAAGGCCACAACAUGAGCCAGGCCCUGGUUUGAGGACAAACGACUUGGUGCAGCUGAGCAGAGCAAAGCCUACCACACUGUCUCUUUGCAAAGUAAAAAUAAAUUUAAAAUAUGAAUUUGUCAAUAAAAGUUUAAACAAG